Lathyrus oleraceus (garden pea) is the source of this 1168-nucleotide messenger RNA. Its product is annotated as short-chain dehydrogenase TIC 32, chloroplastic. Bases 82 to 930 code for a protein of 282 amino acids. The record is from RefSeq and is a predicted model, not a curated record. Lineage: Eukaryota; Viridiplantae; Streptophyta; Magnoliopsida; Fabales; Fabaceae. The transcript is spliced from 8 exons.
UUCAUCAUAUUUCAACCAUUCAGAUAUCUAGCGUAGCGUCACUUCAGUUUCAUCCACUGCAUCAUCAUCAUCAUCAUCACCAUGUGGCCAUUCAGCAGCAAGAAAGGGGUUUCUGGAUUUUCUGGUUCUUCAACUGCUGAACAAGUCACUCAUGGAAUCGAUGCAACUGGCCUCACCGCCAUUGUUACUGGAGCAUCGAGUGGCAUUGGCGCCGAGACUACUCGUGUGCUUGCUUUGCGCGGUGCUCAUGUGAUUAUGGGUGUGAGAAAUAUGGUUGCUGCUAAGGAUGUCAAAGAUACAAUACUCAAGGACAUUCCCUCGGCUAAAGUUGAUGCCAUAGAGUUAGAUCUCAGCUCAUUGGACUCUGUCAAGAAAUUUGCAUCCGAGUUUAAUUCCUCUGGCCGUCCACUGAACAUCUUGAUAAAUAAUGCAGGAAUUAUGGCAUGCCCUUUCAAGCUGUCCAAAGACAACAUUGAACUACAGUUUGCCACCAAUCACAUAGGGCAUUUUCUUUUGACAAAUCUUUUGUUGGAUACUAUGAAGAAAACGACACGUGAAAGUAAAAAAGAAGGAAGAAUUGUUAAUGUUGCCUCAGAGGCUCACAGGUUCGCAUAUCCCGAAGGAAUCCGUUUUGACAAAAUCAAUGACCAAUCAAGUUAUAACAACUGGCGUGCAUAUGGGCAAUCCAAGCUUGCUAACGUUUUACAUGCCAACCAACUUACAAAACAUCUCAAGGAAGAUGGUGUGAAUAUUACUGCAAAUUCUCUUCAUCCAGGAACAAUUGUCACCAACCUUUUCCGUCAUAACAGUGCAGUGAACGGUAAGUCUAAUAAAUGUGAUUGGGAAACUUGUGUUGAAAAAUGUUCAGCAGGGAGCAGCUACAACAUGCUAUGUAGCAUUGCACCCACAAGUGAAGGGAGUAAGUGGUGAAUAUUUUUCAGACAGUAAUGUGUACAAGACAACACCACAUGGGAAGGAUGUUGAUUUGGCAAAGAAACUCUGGGAUUUCAGCAUCAAUUUGGUUAAGCAGAAAUAGAAUAACAAGUGUUAGUGUCAAUGCUAUACACUAAAUGAAAUGUAUCAAUAAUAUGAUUGUCACAAAUAAAAUGCUUCAAUAGAAUCACUCUGUCACAUCUAUCUAUCUAUUCUACGAAAGAUAUUUGCACAA